Colletotrichum chrysophilum is the source of this 1737-nucleotide messenger RNA. It is a transcript of the gene PHO4, whose product is annotated as phosphate-sensing transcription factor. Gene Ontology annotation, biological process: phosphate ion transmembrane transport. Bases 1 to 1737 code for a protein of 578 amino acids. Gene Ontology annotation, cellular component: membrane. Lineage: Eukaryota; Fungi; Ascomycota; Sordariomycetes; Glomerellales; Glomerellaceae. The record is from RefSeq and is a predicted model, not a curated record. The transcript is spliced from 3 exons.
AUGACUCUGCACCAGUACGAUUACAUCUUCGCCAUCGGCACCAUCUUCGCGUUCCUUGACGCGUGGAACAUUGGUGCCAACGAUGUCGCCAACUCCUGGGCCACCUCGGUCUCAUCCCGAUCCAUCUCCUACAUCCAAGCCAUGUCCCUCGGUUCUGUCCUUGAAUUCGCCGGCUCCGUCGGUGUCGGUGCUCGUGUAGCCGACACCAUCCGCACCAAGAUCGUCGACAUUGACAUGUUCGAAGACGACCCCGCCCUCCUCAUGCUCGGCAUGUGCUGCGCCGUUACCGCCUCCGCCAUCUACCUCACCUUCUGCACCAAGAUCGGUCUCCCAGUUUCCACCACCCACUCCAUCAUGGGUGGUGUCAUCGGCAUGGGUGUCGCCCUCAUUGGCGCUGAGAACAUUCACUGGGUUUCAGAAAGCGGCAGCAUCGACUCUGGCGUAGUCUCCGUCUUCCUCGCCUGGAUCAUCGCCCCUGGUCUCGCCGGUGCUUUUGGUGCCAUCAUCUUCACCAUCACCAAGUACGGCGUCAUGCUCCGCAAGAACCCCGUCGUCAAGGGUCUCAUGCUCGCCCCCGUCUACUUCGGCAUCACCGCCUCGCUGCUCACCAUGUUGAUUGUCUGGAAGGGUGGCUCCAUCAAGGUUAACUUCACCGAUGCCGAGACAGCGGGUUUGAUCAUCGGCGUUGGCGCCGCUUGGGCUCUCGUCGUCACCAUCUUCCUCAUCCCAUGGCUGUACCGCAUCGUCCUCAAGGACGACUGGCAGCUUCGCUGGUGGCACAUUCCCCAGGGUCCCUUCCUGCUCCGCCGCCCUGAGCCUCCUGUCCAGCCCGAGGGUGCUUCCGGUGGUAUCCGCGACUUCUACUCCGGCCACUUGACCAAGGAAGAGCUUGAUGCCGCCCGCGGUGGUGUCGUUCACACUCACAGCAACGAUGUCGAGUCCGGCUCCGCCGACGGUGAGAAGAAGGUCGUCCAGGACAACACCGACGCUGAGGCUCACCCCCCUGCCCGCAACAACGACUACAAACACAAACCCAUCGUCGGAACCCGUCCCGAGGGCGCCUUGUUCUCUGGCCCCGUGCUCUUCUGGAUGCUCAAGAAGGUCUUCCUGUCCGGUGUCGACCAGGACAUCAUCAACAUGCAGAAGAAGGAGAGCGUUCUUACCGGUGAUCUCGAGGAGAUGCACGCCCGCGUUCAGCACUAUGACAACAAGGCCGAGUUCCUGUACUCUUUCAUGCAAGUCAUGACCGCGUGUACCGCCUCCUUCACCCACGGUGCCAACGACGUCGCCAACGCCAUCGGUCCUUACGCCACUAUCUACCAGAUCUGGCACACCGGCGCGAUAUCCGGAAGCAAGUCCGAAGUCCCGAUCUGGAUUCUCUGCUUCGGCGGUGCUGGCAUCGCCCUCGGUAUCUGGACCUACGGAUACAACAUCAUGCGCAACCUGGGUAACCGAUUGACGCUCCACUCUCCCGCUCGUGGUUUCUCGAUGGAGUUGGGCGCUGCUUGCACCAUCAUUCUGGCCACCCGUCUCAAGCUCCCUGUCUCAACCACUCAGUGCAUCACCGGUGCCACCGUCGGUGUUGGUCUCUGCUCCGGUACCUGGCGCUCAAUCAACUGGCGCAUGGUUGGCUGGAUCUACAUGGGAUGGAUCAUCACCCUUCCCACCGCCGGUAUCAUCUCCGGCUGCUUGACCGGUCUGAUCGUCAACGCCCCCCGCUGGGGCAUGGCCAACUAA